Molecule: messenger RNA, 3108 nt
Organism: Coniophora puteana RWD-64-598 SS2
Lineage: Eukaryota; Fungi; Basidiomycota; Agaricomycetes; Boletales; Coniophoraceae
Product: NAD-specific glutamate dehydrogenase
Exons: 14
Coding region: 1-3108 (1035 amino acids)
Cellular component (GO): mitochondrion
Molecular function (GO): L-glutamate dehydrogenase (NAD+) activity
Source: RefSeq, a predicted model, not a curated record
AUGGGCCAUCUCAACAGCGGAUCAGCCGCAAGCUCGCGUACCAACAGCGACGUCUCGCUCCAGCGUGUCAAGAACCUCCCCGGGUAUACCACUCCCGUGUUCAAGGGCAAGGAAGAGCAGCGCGCCAAAGUCCAGGUCGAGGUGGCCAACAAGGGCUUCAUCCCGCGGGAGCUCGUCGCGAACGAAGUCAACUGGUUCUACUCGCACCUGGGGAUCGAUGACACCUACUUCCAGAACGAAUCCGUUUCGGUCAUCUCCGAUCAUAUUCUCGCCCUCUUUGGCGCCAAGGUACUGGCCUUCACAAAGCAUGAUCCCACCAAACUCGUCAUCGACCUCGAGCAAAUCGACGAAAAAGGAAGCAGCGCGACCUUUAUCUACACCAGUCCACCAGGCAGGACCCUGGUCGAGGGCCCCGGGGCAACCUGCGAGGCACGGAUUGACUCGCUCUACCUGGACAAGGUCUCACCUGAAAACUGCUACCGUCUCGAGACGUUCCGUUCCACCGGCUCCAUCUCGGCCACCGCGUCUCAGCAGCUUCGUUGCUACUUUGUCACCAAAUGCAACUUCCCCACCACGCCCGCAAAGAUUGUCGAUGGCCACGCCGAGAUCCGCAGCGUAUCCGACCCCAUCUUCCUAGAGAAGGCCAGCGAUAACACCCUUGAGAUCUACCAAAAGAUCAUGAACCAGGUCGAGAGCCGACACGGCCCCGUUAUGGAGGUCUUUGAGGUCGAGGGCACCCGCGAGCGCCGCCUUGUCAUCGGUUACAAGAUGGGCGGCACCUCGCGCUUCUUCAGCGCGCUCUCGAACCUGUACCACUUCUACUCACUCUUUUCGGCGCGCAAGUAUGUCGAGCAGUUCUCAAAUGGCGUCACCAUCAUCUCGCUUUACCUCAACCCGAUGCCGAAUUCGAACGCGGCGCCCAUCGAGCACUCGAUCUUCCAGGUCAUGAAGGAAGCCUCGUUGCUCUACUGUCUCCCCGACAACCCUUUCUUCCUCGACCCCGGAAACACAAACCACGCUGUCCAGGAGGCUACCUAUGCUUACUGUGGAUGGGUGUUCGCGCAGCACUUCUGCAACCGUCUUGGGCCUGCUUACCACCAUCUGAAGGAUGUUCUUGACGAGAACAUUGCCACCCACGCUGAGGUUCUGAAUGACAUCAAGAGGCGUUUCAGGGAGGAGACUUUCACUCGAGAGAGCAUCGCCCAGGUCAUCCACGCACACCCUGACCUGGUAAGCUUCCUACAACUCAUACAACUCCUCUACGUCAACUUCGCCAUGACCCACUACCCGACGGCCGACGAAGCAUCACAGCUCAUGCCGACGCUUUCGUACCAACGCCUGCAAACUACCCAACCUAUGUCUGAUGCGGAGCUGUACGAUAAAAUUAGGCGUACCGUGUUGAACAAGCAGGAUCUACAGGUCCUCGAGGCGUUCAUGGUGUUCAACAAACACGUCCUAAAGACCAACUUCUACCAGCCGACCAAGGUUGCGCUCUCCUUCCGUCUCGCGCCCGACUUCUUGCCCGAGGUCGAAUACCCCAAGAAGCCGUUCGGCAUGUUCUUCGUCAUCGGGAAUGAGUUCCGCGGCUUCCAUAUCCGCUUCAGGGACGUUGCGCGUGGCGGUAUUCGUAUCGUCAUGUCGCGGAACAAGGAGAACUACUCUAUUAAUCAGCGUAUGCUCUUCGAUGAGAACUAUGGUCUGGCGUCGACGCAAUCCCUGAAGAACAAGGAUAUCCCUGAGGGCGGUGCAAAGGGUACCAUUCUUCCUUCCUUGGGUGCCAGCCCCCGUCUAUGCUUUGAGAAAUAUGUCGAUGCUGUCAUCGACCUUCUUAUCCCUGGCCAGACCCCUGGCAUCAAGGAACGCCUUGUGGACCUGUACAACAAGCCCGAGAUUCUGUUCUUCGGUCCUGACGAGGGUACCGCUGACAUGAUGGACUGGGCUGCCCUUCACGCUCGCGAGCGUGGUGCAGAGACCUGGUGGAAGUCGUUCACGACCGGCAAGAGCGCUGAGCACCUUGGUGGUGUUCCUCACGACACAUACGGCAUGACGUCCCUGUCGAUUAGGCAGUACGUGCUCGGCAUCUACAAGCAGCUUGGCCUUCGGGAGAAGGAUAUCACCAAGGUGCAGACCGGCGGCCCUGAUGGUGAUCUUGGAUCCAACGAAAUCCUUCUCAGCUCGGACAAGACUGUCGCUAUUAUCGACGGCAGUGGUGUUCUCGCUGACCCCAAUGGUCUCAACCGGGAGGAGCUCGUCCGCCUUGCCAAGCUGCGCAAGCCUGUGGGCUUCUUUGACAGGUCUAAGCUCUCCAAGGAUGGAUACCUUGUCCAGGUUGAGGAGCAGGACGUCAAGUUGCCCUCCGGAGAGGUCGUCCUCGAUGGUACCGACUUCCGUAACGGUGCUCACCUCCGGUUCAAGGCGGAUAUGUUUGUCCCUUGUGGUGGCAGACCCGAAGCUGUGAACAUCUCCAACGUCGCCGCUCUUGUCGACUCCGAGGGCAAGCCCCACUUCAAGUACAUUGUUGAGGGUGCCAACUUGUUCUUCACCCAACAAGCUCGUCUGUACCUUGAGAAGCGCAAGGUUUGCCUGUUCAAGGAUUCCAGCGCUAACAAGGGUGGUGUUACGAGUUCCUCGCUGGAGGUUCUGGCUGGAUUGGCACUCACCACGGACGAAUACGUCGAGCUCAUGAUCUUCAAGGACGGCAAGCCCUCGCCCUUCUACCAGAGCUACGUAAAGGACGUCCAGGCCAAGAUCGUGGAGAACGCCGCCGCCGAGUUCCAUUGCAUCUGGAAGGAGCAUGGGCGCCUCGGCGGCGCCAAGCCCCGCACGCAGAUCUCGGACGAGCUCUCGAGCACGCUAAACAACCUCCAGGCCGAGCUCGAGAGCUCGGACCUGUACGACGACGAGCCAAGCCGGCGCGGCGUCCUCAGGCGCGCCAUCCCCAAGACGCUCGUCGACCAGAUCGGCCUCGACGAGCUGUCGAGCCGUCUCCCCGAGCCGUAUCAGCGCGCGCUGUUCUCGAGCUGGGUGGCUUCGCACUUCAUCUACAAGUACGGUGUUAACGGCUCAUCAGUGGACUUCUUCCACUUUGCUCGCGACUUGGCCCUCUAG